AUGGCGUCGCCGAGACAUUUCCAACCACCUCCGGCGAAUGAGAUCGAGUUCCUGGACCCGCGUCUCAUCAGCAACGCUGCGCCAACGCCGGCGACUAGUCAAGCCUCAGCCGUGAUCGGUCCCACUCAAGGUGACGCUGUCGACGAAGAGUUUGCUCAUCUGUCUGCAUUGCUCCAAAAUGACCUCAAUGACAACAUUCAACCCGACUUCUCCUUUACCGAGUUCCUCGAGAGCACGGCUGAUGACUUCCAUGGGUUUGCAGCCACUGACAACAUCGACCAUGGGUUUGACCUCGCUGGCAAUGGUUUUCAUGAUCUUGCUGGCAGUGUUGCUGCCACAGGUCACAUGACCGCAGACCUUCCAUCCCUCAAUCUUGAUACCACAUUUGUUGGCUUCGACGCCUUCUUCGACUUGGAAGGUGCCAGUGGCCCCGUCAGUACGGGCGUUGCAGGUGACAGAGACUUGAAUGCCGUUGGCACUCAGUUUGACAACUUCAGUAACAUGCACCGCAACGAUGCCAACGAUGCCAACGGGCUCAACUCAACCUCCUGGCAGAACGGCAACCUGACCCGCGACUUUGUUAUGGGUGCAGCAGUUGAUCUUCCAGUCCUUGGCGCUGUUAAUCCGGUUCCUCAAAUUGUUGAAAAUAACUCUCUGUCAGCACCACAUGUACCCUUCACUCCUCGUCCCAGACUGUCUGAAUACAGAUUCAUCAACAGAGUAAACGACUUCGUGAAAGCUGCCGAAGAAGUAAGAAACAUGGGCAAAGACACAGCUGAUCUCUCCCCUGGCCUUGGUGGUCGACCCAAACUUCCGGUUCUCAAGCCGAAACCAGUUGUUCGAUCUGACAAGGAUGUUUUGACUCGUGUUUCUCAAAACGACGGUCUUGUUCGUACCACUAUGGACACUCCUGCUCUUCCGGCAGUUAGCCGCGCGAUCAAGGCUGGUCCCGGCAAUAUUCCGACAAAUGAUGACGAGGAAAAUGUUGAGACACCGCGUGUUAGAAAGCGCAAAUUGGAUGACGCAAACGCUGAUACUGAGUCUGGCAAUGGCGACAACGAAUCUCCAGCACCACUCAAGAAAUUGAAGAAGCACCAGGGAUAUGGUCCACGAGUCGACACUAGCAUGCCUGCCACGACCAGCGCAGCUGGCCCAUUCCUCACCAGAAGCGGUCAACGUACUCAGGACCAAGGUGCCUUGCAGCAAAGCAAUCAAGAUGCUGACGCUCCCAAGUGGACUCGCCGCCUACCAUCUCUACUCGACUGCACCGACCCUUACAUGUGUCCUGGCCCCAACUUGAACUGCUUCCACGCCUUCCAGAACACCUCAGGCUAUUUCCUCCACGUCGAGAACGUCCACGGGGUUUCCAGGGCCAAGAUGAACAGAGAGGAAUUCCGUCACUUGAGAGAUGUGUACGAGCCACACCCAGAGUCUUGGUGGAUUGCAAAGGGGCAAGACACCACAUACCAGGGAACAGAUCGGAAGCAGAUCAAUGCCCGUCGCCGCAUGAGGGCGGGGAUCCGCAGCAACGACCCCAACUACGUGGAGGAGGUGUAUGUCCGAACUCCUGCUGUGCGAUCGGCAGGAUACAAGAAACCUGCCAGGAGAUAG
Fonsecaea monophora is the source of this 1611-nucleotide messenger RNA. RefSeq lists its product as hypothetical. The record is from RefSeq and is a predicted model, not a curated record. The transcript has 4 exons. Lineage: Eukaryota; Fungi; Ascomycota; Eurotiomycetes; Chaetothyriales; Herpotrichiellaceae. The coding region runs from base 1 to 1611 and encodes 536 amino acids.